AUGUCCUCGGUGAAUGCAUCAGCCUGGUAUUAUCCCACCAGCAAUCCGCCUUGCCAGCAAAGGUGUGCCUCGGUCUGCUUACCAAAACAUGUUACUACGGAGCUUACUAGAGUUGGAAUGAAGGCGGGGACCGACAGACAACCUCACCAGGCGGCGAGCAAUGGACACCGACACGUUUACUUUGCUUUCCCCUUUUGUAUCCCUGGCUCCUCUCGGCUCGGCCUUGUUGCAGGAGGGCUGAGACACAAAAAUCCACCGACUCCGGCAGCCCUGAUUAAAUCAUCGCCCUGGAAGCAGGAGAGGGGCAGGUACAAAGAAGCAUGGUGGGGUGAAUGCGAUUGCGUGUGGGUGUGA
This is a messenger RNA of Gaeumannomyces tritici R3-111a-1, 354 nucleotides long. RefSeq lists its product as hypothetical. Bases 1 to 354 code for a protein of 117 amino acids. Lineage: Eukaryota; Fungi; Ascomycota; Sordariomycetes; Magnaporthales; Magnaporthaceae. The record is from RefSeq and is a predicted model, not a curated record. The transcript has 2 exons.